CUUCUAAGGUCUUCUAAGGUCCGGGGGUUUUCCGUUUGUUUCUUAAAUAUUGGGGUGGAAUUGAAUUGUGAGCGAUAUUUAAACUGUAAACUAUCUUGAGAGACUUAUUUGCAUAAUCACAUAUGGCAUCAGACUGUACGAUAAUUUAUUAAUACAUCGUAUCGAACACGUUUUCAUUUUUAUGUCGAACAUUAGAAUGAAGGAGGGUGUCGGAGUCGACCGAUCGGGAGAUGAUGAGUACAAUCAGCUCGAUGAUCAUCAUUCCAGCGCGAGUGAUGGGGAUAAUAAUACGCUUGAGGUUACUUUCGAUCCGGGAAACCCAUAUCGACGGAAAAGUUCAUUGAUCUACAGUGAAACGGACGGACCUAAGUUCGCACAUUCCAGAGCCAAACCAUCCGCCACUCAAUGUUUAGUUCACCAAUUUCUAGAAGGCCACAGAUAUGAUAGACUUCGGGAAACUAAUAAUCAUAAACAUGAGGAUGUCACCAGCGAAGUCGGUUUAGAUGAUUAUGUUGAGCCAAAAGGGAAAACUGCUACCCCGCCAGCCCCUGCCUCAGCCGUGGAAUUGGAGAGUGAUGUCAGUACCGAAGCUGGGCAAAUUGACGAAAAAUCGUGGAAGGAUGCGGUUAAAAAGGGGAGAGCUAACUUGGAUCAUCAUGAGGGUGUCAAUAGCCGGCUACUCACAAAGAAAGAGCUGACCGAUAUGGCCUGGGGAGUUCGAGAGUUAAGCAGGAGGCUGGGUAGCAUACGACUGAAAUUCAAAGCUCGAAGGAUAUUCCUUCUAACCAAGGCUUAUGAUCGCGAGUUGAUACCAAAGACAAGAGCUGUAGCUAAGUGGCUUCUGAGUAAGGACAGAGAUGUUAGGUAUAUUGUCUAUGUGGAAGAAAGCCUAGAGGAAAACGAAGAAUUCGAUGCACCUGGACUAUUACGGGAACUGCAACAAGAGGACGAUGAUGGCAACCAUAUUGAUGGCCAUACUCCAAAAAGCGCAGUGGAUAGUCGGUUGCGCUUCUGGACGGAGAAGAUAUGCCGCAGGCGACCACAUACGUUUGAUUUUAUUAUUACCCUGGGAGGCGAUGGAACAGUACUCUACGCCAGUUGGCUAUUUCAGCGAAUAGUACCACCGGUACUCAGUUUCUCGCUAGGAAGCCUCGGAUUUCUUACUAAAUUCGAUUUCAACGAGUACCAAGACAUCCUCAACACGGCUUUUAGAGAUGGUGUAACCGUAAGCUUGCGUCUGCGGUUUGAAGGUACAGUCAUGAGAAGCCAAAAGAAACCCGACCAAUUGCCAGAAAACGAUGUUGUGGAUGGAAACAAGGUCCAUCGCAAACGAGAUCUAAUUGAGGAACUUAUCGGAGAGGAGCGAGACGAUGAACGCACCCAUAAACCAGACGGAACCUAUGAGAUCCUUAACGAAAUCGUCGUAGACAGAGGUCCUAAUGCGACAAUGUCCCAAACCGAAAUCUUCGGCGACGACGAGCAUUUCACCUCCGUUCUAGCAGACGGGGUCUGCGUAUCCACACCCACCGGCUCAACAGCCUACAACCUAGCAGCCGGAGGCUCGCUCUGCCACCCAGAGAACCCAGUCAUGCUAGUAACCGCGAUCUGCGCACACACGCUAUCCUUCCGUCCUAUAAUACUUCCCGAUACUAUCGUCCUACGCAUCGGUGUGCCCUACGACGCGCGCACCAACAGUUGGGCUUCGUUCGACGGACGCGAGCGCAUUGAAUUGUUCCCUGGGGACUAUGUGACGAUUAGCGCGAGUCGGUUCCCGUUUGCUAGUGUGCAGCCGCAGGGCAGGAGGAGUGAGGAUUGGGUUAAUAGUAUUAGUGCGAAGUUGGGCUGGAAUACGAGGCAGAAGCAGAAGAAUGAGGGGUUUAGGGCUUGGGGGGAGGGAAGGUGAUUUGGGGGGAUGUUAGAGUAAGCUCUAGACUCUGGACUGUAUGGGUAUAGGAUCUGAGGGUAUAGAGGUGCAUCCGUGGAGGUUAUAGGAUGUUAGGUGUUGACACCGGGACUUGAACACACAGUUCCGUCCACAUGGAAGUGUCGAGGCCUUGGAGUUAGGAAUAUAGUAGUGCUACUUGAUAAUUUGAAAAUCCGAGGUUCAAGCAUCUAGACUGGUCCACCCCUGAGAGACUACUAGGUAGGCUUCGUGUGUGGGGAGUCUGUGCGGGUGGUGGGUUCUUCUCGCCAACUUAGCUUUGUGAUCAUGGGGUUUAAUUGCUGAUUCUUAUCACGAGAAUUUUACAAUUUGUGGACGAUCCCAAAUGCAUGUUUGAUAUCGAUGUCACUUGGCUAAGUAAAGACAUCCUCUGCUGCAGUUGGGACCUGUGAAUCCAGAAGUAUCUGAAGCCAAGAAGCUAAAAGCAGCGAAAAGAGACUUGUGUAAGGGUCCUUAGUGUGGGG
Messenger RNA from Hypoxylon trugodes, 2406 nucleotides. Its product is annotated as ATP-NAD kinase. NCBI's taxonomy places the organism in Eukaryota, Fungi, Ascomycota, Sordariomycetes, Xylariales, Hypoxylaceae. The coding region runs from base 182 to 1903 and encodes 573 amino acids. Gene Ontology annotation, molecular function: NAD+ kinase activity. The transcript has 3 exons. Gene Ontology annotation, biological process: NADP+ biosynthetic process; NAD+ metabolic process. The record is from RefSeq and is a predicted model, not a curated record.